GGCUUCUUCGCCCACCUAAAUCUCGCCGCGCCGGCUCCUCGCCUACCUCAGGAUCCGGCAAUGGCGCCUCCGCCGAGAUGAACCAGCCUGGGCGACGGCAGAGGCGGCCCUCGGCGUGCGUCAGUUACGAAGCUGACUGCCUCCAGCAGGUUUGAUAUGCAAUGAUUCUGGCCUGAGUUCCAGGAUGGUUUGUUCUUGGGACCAGACGUGACCAAAAGUUGACCUCAUGAGCACAUCAAUCUCUCCCGCUGCCAUGCUCCUCCGGAGGCUGCGGCGACUCUCCUGGGGCAGCACUGCUGUCCAGCUCUUCAUCCUGACAGUGGUGACAUUUGGCCUACUGGCCCCCUUGGCCUGUCAUCGGCUUCUGCACUCGUAUUUCUAUCUGCGCCAUUGGCAUCUGAACCAAAUGAGCCAGGAGUUUCUGCAGCAGAGCUUGAAAGAGGGGGAAGCUGCCCUCCACUACUUUGAGGAGCUGCCCUCAGCCAAUGGCUCAGUGCCCAUUGUUUGGCAGGCCACCCCCCGCCCCUGGCUGGUGAUUACCAUCAUCACCGUGGACAGGCAGCCUGGCUUCCACUACGUCUUGCAGGUGGUGUCCCAGUUCCACCGGCUGCUGCAGCAGUGCGGCCCCCAGUGUGAAGGGCAUCAGCUCUUCCUGUGCAACGUGGAGCGCAGUGUGAAUCAUUUCGAUGCCAAGCUGCUCUCUAAGUAUGUCCCUGUGGCAAACCGCUAUGAGGGCACUGAGGAUGACUAUGGCGAUGACCCUUCAACCAACUCGUUUGAGAAAGAGAAGCAGGACUAUGUCUAUUGCCUGGAGUCAUCCCUGCAGACCUAUAAUCCAGACUACGUCCUGAUGGUGGAAGAUGAUGCCGUGCCAGAGGAGCAAAUUUUUCCCGUCUUGGAGCACCUUCUGCGGGCUCGCUUCUCCGAGCCCCACCUCAGAGAUGCCCUUUAUCUAAAGCUCUAUCACCCAGAGAGGCUUCAGCACUAUAUCAACCCAGAACCCAUGAGAAUCCUGGAGUGGGUCGGUGUGGGCAUGUUGCUGGGGCCCUUACUUACCUAUAUUUACAUGAGGUUUGCCAGCCGUCCAGGGUUCAGCUGGCCCGUCCUGCUCUUCUUCUCCCUCUAUAGUAUGGGGCUGGUUGAACUGGUGGGCCGGCACUAUUUCCUGGAACUGCGGCGCCUGAGCCCUUCUUUGUACAGCGUGGUUCCUGCCUCUCAGUGUUGUACCCCAGCCAUGCUCUUCCCUGCCCCUGCAGCCCGCCGGACCCUCACCUACCUGUCACAGGUGUACUGUCAUAAAGGUUUUGGCAAGGACAUGGCCCUGUACUCACUGUUGAGGUCCAAGGGAGAGCGGGCCUAUGUGGUCGAGCCCAAUCUGGUGAAACACAUAGGGCUCUUCUCCAGUCUCCGGUACAACUUCCAUCCUAGUCUGCUCUAGGGAGCCAAGAAAUGCUUCUCUGGAAUUGGCCACUUUUUAGAGAUUCAAAUAUUGUGCUCUUUAUUUAGACACGGUUGCUUGCAGAUAUUUCCUUGUUUAAUGUUGCUAGGAGGAAAGGCACUGGGACAGCUGAGGAACAUAUGGAAGUCAAGAACCUUGGCUUUGGUAACCUCCUGGCAACGGCAGCAGUUUGCCACAGCCCCAGACCUCUCCUUCCACACAGCCACACUGCCUCAUGCAGUCUGACCCACCCAGGGAGGGCGCAUUUACAUACAAGUUACGUUCUCUGAUUGUUUUAAGCUUCUCUUUGUGAUGGAGCUUGUGACUGCCAAAAAUCUUGUGCACAGUAUUAUUAUGACCGAUUUAGAAUUUUGAGUAGAAUUUGGUGAAACAUAAGAUUCUUCUGAAUUGGUGUUUUUCCUCAUUGGGUAUGAGAAUGAAUGUAUGUUUAGAAUAUAUGCCCAAAGAGGCAGGACCAGUUCACUUGUUUCCUUAACCUGGUGUAAUAAAAACUGGUGAAAGCCAUGCAGUGCCCAGCA
Messenger RNA from Oryctolagus cuniculus (rabbit), 1977 nucleotides. RefSeq names its product post-GPI attachment to proteins GalNAc transferase 4 (gene PGAP4). NCBI's taxonomy places the organism in Eukaryota, Metazoa, Chordata, Mammalia, Lagomorpha, Leporidae. The record is from RefSeq and is a predicted model, not a curated record. Gene Ontology annotation, cellular component: Golgi membrane. Gene Ontology annotation, molecular function: glycosyltransferase activity. Gene Ontology annotation, biological process: GPI anchor biosynthetic process.